AGAUUUUGCUUGCCCCAGGUAUUAUUACUUCUUGGGUGUGGAGCCGCCGCCGGCGUCCAAUCCAUCCCGAAAGCUUGUUUCCUCUUAUAUAACAUUGAAGGCGACAGCCGGCUCACCUGGGCAGGUCCUGAACAAUUGGUGUCUGGGUCACGAGUAGCAACUUCUAACUGAGCCUUUGGCAAGCAGUUUGAGUGUGGUCAUGGCUCUCAAGACUGCACUUUGGGCUUGGAGCCUGCUCCUCAGCUCGGCCCGGGCCAUCACUACCGAGGGGAUGCUUGCUGCCCCGCGGCGAAGCACUGCAAAUGUCAACCCUGACGGGACAACAGCCCUUUUCACAUCCACGACUUAUAAUUGGACAACGCACAAGUCUACGACAACGUGGCAGCUGUUGGACGUCGCAAGUGGUGAUGUUACGGAAGCGCCGUUCGACUCGAGUGUGUCCGAGGUUGUCUGGGUAGGCCCGACAAACACCAGCAUCCUGUACAUCAACAGUACAAAUGACGAUGUUCCCGGGGGCGUCACGCUCUAUACUGCAGACGUGGCAGCGGAUGUAUUCUCGCCAACCGUCGUCGCGUCCCUAGAAGCCCCUUUCCAAGGUCUCAAGGCCGUGCAGACCGACUCUGGCUCCAUCAACUUUGUGGUGAACUCCCUUGCUUACUGGAACAACGGAUCAGCGUACAACCCAGAGCUCGCGAGCACCCCGCGAAGUACCGGCCAGCUCUACGACGCGAAUUUUAUCCGCCACUGGGACACCUAUAUCGCCGCUGAACGAUAUGCCAUCUUCAGCGGCGUUCUGUCUGGUGGCGCUGGCAACCUCACUCUGAACGGCGAGGUCAAAAACCUGCUUUCUGGCCUGAAUGCAACUGUGACCCGUCCCGAGACCCCCGUGCAGCCAUUUGGUGACCAGGGAGAUUAUGAUAUCAGCCCUGACGGCAGUGUCGUGGCCUUCCUCACCAAGGCACCAGAACUGCCAAAGGCGAACUACACGGCGAGCUACAUCUACAUAGUGCCUCAUGACGGCUCCGAGCCUCCAGUCGCAGUGAAUGGUCCCGGCAGCACUGCACCCGAGGCUGCCAAGGGUGCUUCUGGCGCUCCAAAAUGGUCUCCCGACGGCACCAAGCUUGCGUACGUUCAGCAGAAUGGUAUUUCAUAUGAGUCAGACCGCUCCCAGCUCUACGUUGCCAGUGUGAAGGGUCUUGAGGCUGAGGUCUCUCCAGUCGCUGCAGACUGGGACUCGAGUCCCGCUGGGGCUCAAUGGAGCCACGAUGGUGCAGACUUGUGGGUUACUUCCGAGCUUCACGCUUCGAACCGCAUCUUCGUGGUCCCCCACGACGCGGAGGCGUCGUUCGAGCCCGUCAACAUCACCGGGCCGGAUACCACACUCUCUGGCUUUUCUCUCCUGCCUGACGGGUCCGCGCUUGUGUCCGCAGCAGCCAGCUGGACGAGCCGUAUCUUCUACACGCAGGCGCCAGGCGGGGACAGGACCGUCCUCUUCACCGCCAACGAGGUUGACCCGGAGCUGGAAGGUCUGAAACCUGACUCUGUCUCGAACUUCUGGUACGAGGGCGGGGAUGGCGACCCGAUCCAGACCUUCGUCUUCUACCCAACAGAUUUUGACCCGACCAAGAAGUACCCGCUGGCUUUCAUCAUUCACGGUGGCCCGCAAUCAACCCAAGCCGACAACUGGAGCACGAGGUGGAACCUGCGGCUUUGGGCUGACCAGGGCUUCAUUGUGACCAGCCCGCAGUUCACUGGGUCGCCUAGCUACGGGCAGGCGUUCACGGACAAGAUCCAGGCCAACUGGGGGGGCACACCGUACCGCGAUCUUGUCAAGCUCUUUGAGUACCUGGAGGCCAAUGUGUCGUACAUUGACACUGGCAACGCCAUCGCAGCCGGUGCCUCCUACGGCGGUUUCAUGACAAACUGGAUCCAGGGCCACGACCUCGGCCGCAAGUUCAAAGCCAUCGUCACACAUGACGGCAAGCUCAACCAGGUUGGCUCCUACGGCACCGACGAGCUGUGGUUUAUCCAGCAGGACCAGAACGGGACCAUCUGGGACAACCGUGACCACUACGAGCGGUGGGAUCCACUCAACUACGCCAAGAACUUCAGCACGCCACAGUUUGUCGUCCACAAUGACCUGGACUACCGGCUGCCCAUCGCUGAGGGCGUUAUGCUCUUCAACAUCCUACAGAGCCUCGGUGUGCCCUCGCGGUUCCUGCAUUUCCCUGAUGAGGGCCACUGGGUCGUGAAUCGGGAGAACAGCCUGGUGUGGCAUAGGAGUAUCUUCAACUGGAUCAGGUAUUGGACUGGACAGGACGAGGACUUGAUCCAGGAUAUUGUCAUACAUCAAUAGACUGCUGCCUAGCGUAACUAGGUAUUGAUGAGAGCAACCCUUCAGCGCCCACGGCCCACACUUCCCCGCUGCGGUGUAGGAGCUCGGGGGAUAAUGAUUCGGGCUUAUAUUAAUGACAAAAGGGGUGCGACUUGGCCAA
Messenger RNA from Diaporthe batatas, 2495 nucleotides. RefSeq lists its product as uncharacterized. The transcript has 5 exons. Gene Ontology annotation, biological process: proteolysis. NCBI's taxonomy places the organism in Eukaryota, Fungi, Ascomycota, Sordariomycetes, Diaporthales, Diaporthaceae. Gene Ontology annotation, molecular function: serine-type endopeptidase activity. Bases 200 to 2356 code for a protein of 718 amino acids. The record is from RefSeq and is a predicted model, not a curated record.